Molecule: messenger RNA, 1355 nt
Organism: Octodon degus (degu)
Lineage: Eukaryota; Metazoa; Chordata; Mammalia; Rodentia; Octodontidae
Gene: Pgc
Product: progastricsin
Exons: 9
Coding region: 43-1224 (393 amino acids)
Biological process (GO): proteolysis
Molecular function (GO): aspartic-type endopeptidase activity
Source: RefSeq, a predicted model, not a curated record
CUUGGGUGGCUUCUCCUCCUCGAGCAGCUGAGAACCAGCAUCAUGAAGUGGGUGAUAGUGGCCUUGCUCUGCCUGCCGCUCUUGGAGGCGGCACAGAUCAAGAUCCCCCUGAGGAAGUUCAAGUCCAUCCGAGAGACCAUGAGGGAAAAGGGCGUGCUGGGGGACUUCCUGAAGACCCACAAGAAGGACCACGCCCGGAAGUUUUUCGGCAACAACUUCGGCGACUACAGCGUCCUGUUUGAGCCCAUGACCUACAUGGAUGCUUCCUACUUUGGUGAGAUCAGCCUUGGGACACCACCCCAGAGCUUCCAGGUCUUGUUCGACACCGGUUCCUCCAACCUGUGGGUGCCAUCCGUCUAUUGCAAGAGCCUGGCCUGCACCACUCAUCCCCGCUUCAACCCCAGCAAGUCAUCUACCUACACCUCUGCUGACCAGACCUUCUCCCUGCAGUAUGGCACUGGCAGCCUCACUGGCUUCUUUGGCUACGACACAAUGACCGUCCAAGAAACCCAGGUGCCCAAGCAGGAGUUUGGCCUCAGUGAAAACGAGCCCGGCAGCAACUUUGUCUAUGCUGAGUUUGAUGGCAUCAUGGGUCUGGCCUACCCCAGCCUGUCGGUAGGGGGCGCCACCACCGCCCUGCAGGGCCUGUUGCGGGAGGGCGCCCUCUCGCAGUCGCUCUUCAGCGUCUACCUGGGCAGCCAGCAGGACACUACCAACGAAGGGGGCGCGCUCAUCCUGGGCGGUGUGGACGAGAGCCUGUACUCGGGGGAGAUCUCCUGGACCCCCGUCACGGAGGCACUCUACUGGCAGAUUGGCAUUGAAGACUUCCUCCUUGACGGCGAGGUCUCCGGCUGGUGCUCCCAAGGCUGCCAGGGCAUCGUGGACACGGGCACCUCGCUGCUCACUGUGCCCCAGGAGUACCUGAGCACCCUGAUGCAGGCCAUAGGAGCCCAGGAGAACGAGUUCGGAGAGUACAUGGUGGACUGUAACAGCAUCCAGAACCUCCCUACCCUGACCUUCGUCAUCAGCGGCGUACAGUUCCCUCUGUCACCCUCAGCCUACAUCCUCAAUAUUGACCAGUAUUGCAUGGUGGGGCUCGAGUCCACCUACCUGUCCUCUGAAAACGGCCAGCCCUACUGGAUCCUUGGGGACGUCUUCCUGAGGUCCUACUACUCCGUCUUCGACAUGGCCAACAACAGGGUGGGCUUUGCCACUGCCAUCUAGACGAGCUCCCUGGGCCCUGGACACCCUCCUGGGGCCCCCAGCUCAUGCGGCUUUCCUCUGUACAUCCCUUCCUGGGUUCAGCUCCCCUUUUCUGGACCCUGGGCUUUCUCUAAUAAUAAAUAGCUCUCCAU